AUGAGGGUGCAAGAAGAGGACGCAAAGCAAGGAUGGAAUGUGGAGGAAGAGCUGAAAGAUCGGUGGUCCGUACUUUCCGGCUGGCGAGAUGCUCUACGAGGAAGAAGAGAGUUCAAAGAUUGCAUCUUGUACGGCAAUUUCAACCUUCUCAAACCGCAGGACGAAAAAGUGAUGAGCUAUGUGCGCAACUCUUGCAACGCCCACUCGGACUCUGACUCUACUCGCGCGAGCGUCCCGAGUCGCUCGUUGUUGGUCAUACUCAACUUUAGCGCCGACACGAUCGAGUCGUACGAGUUGUCGCCUGAUGCGGCGCACGAGGCUCAAGAGGAUGCCCGGGUGCAGUACAAGAGCGAAGCGCCCAUCGUCAAGUUGCACGAUUUGGAAAAGAGGGCGAGAUUUGUGCUUGGAAGUAGAGAGGAUAGCAAAGAGCUGAGGUGGAAGGGACAGAUAUUGUCCCGCAUACGACCUUUUGAGGGCUUGUGGUUCGAAUUGGCUCCGUCCACUUGA
Messenger RNA from Ceraceosorus bombacis, 507 nucleotides. The record is from the annotation of a GenBank genome assembly. Lineage: Eukaryota; Fungi; Basidiomycota; Exobasidiomycetes; Ceraceosorales; Ceraceosoraceae.